Messenger RNA from Carya illinoinensis, 507 nucleotides. RefSeq names its product phylloplanin-like. NCBI's taxonomy places the organism in Eukaryota, Viridiplantae, Streptophyta, Magnoliopsida, Fagales, Juglandaceae. The record is from RefSeq and is a predicted model, not a curated record. The transcript has 2 exons. Bases 83 to 391 code for a protein of 102 amino acids.
CCUGCAAGUCAGUUGUGAUAUUAUUAUAGCAAGACACUGUAACUGAAGUACUGAUACUCUGUUAGUAAUCAACGUACGAAACAUGGCCUCGAAAUCAGCUGUCUUUGUUUUGCUCAUGGUAGUCGUUGCAGUAGCAGCCCCAAUAGCAGUAGCACAAUUGGGGACCGUAGGUCGUCUGCUGGAUCGGAUCCGCAUACAGGGGACUGUGUUUUGCUCUAUCAAUGCCACUGGUACUGCCAGCCCGGUCUUCCCAAAUGCUCAGGUACAACUGCGGUGUGGAAUUGGAGAUGUGGUUUCGAGGGCAACGACGAAUAGGUUAGGAAUGUUCUUGAUGCAGUUCCUUCCCCGACAAACGCUCUCUUCAAUCUUGGCCGAGUGCAAUCUAUUUUAAUCACACUACUCGCCAGGUGCAACGCUGCUCUUCCCGGUGUGGGGGUCUUGCGCUCGCCCUUACAGUUUAUAGGAAACACUACUGUUGGACUUAUUAAUAAUAUCAACAUUGUUCCA